GCAGGAUAAUUUUCUUGCAAGUAAUAUUUUUCUGCUAAAUAAUGGAACAGUUGUGUAUUGAGAUGUGAGAGGUCUUCACCAUUUCAUUUCUGUUUUUCUGUCAAGACAACACCUUUGAAACAUCGGGAACGUCUGGAUCUUUUUAUCAAGUCCGAGUCGACGCGUUUGUUACUGUUGUGGAAAUUUGUUUUGCUGAGAGGAAUUAAAAUAUUACAGUACAUCAGGUAUAGAAAAUGGAUAGCACAGAAUGGAUACCCCAUACAACAAAGUCAGGAAAGAUUCUGUAUUAUAUAAAUCCAGCCACUGGGGAAUGUAAAUGGCAAAAUCAACUUAACAAGGAAGACAGUCAAAGCAGUAUUUGCAACACAGAAAUAAACUCUAAGCAGGCAUCUACUAAAGCCUGUUGCUCCUCACCCAAGUGUGAUGGUGAUGAGGUGAUUGCUUCUACAUCUGCUUAUGGCUCUGAAACAACUGUCUCUGAGUCGUGGACUCAAGAGAGAUAUCUUACACCAAGCAAUUGUGCAGAAAACAGCCCAAAAAGAAAAGAUGAAAGAGAAGGUAGCCAGGAGCCUGAAAAUGAUGUACAGUUUGUAAAAAAUCGGGAACGUCAAAUGACAGUGGAUGUCUUGGCAGAAUGUAAAACUGCUCGUAUCCAUUGCAUUGAGAGUGGUGCUGUCACAGUUUUACAAACGUCAAGUAGGCACUCAGGCACUGGACAGGUGACUAGAAUUGGGUCAAGUGAAAGUGUUGUCCCACAGGAGAUACUUCAGUGUCCGCAGUGCAGUGAAGAGUUUUCCUGUCCAAAUAAAUUUACCACACACCUUCGUAGCCAUCCCGGAAUUGAUCCACUGAAAUGUCCAGUGUGUUCUAAGGAAUAUUCUUCGUCCACAUCCCUGAGCACUCACCUGAGAACUCACACAGGGGAAAAGCCGUUCUCGUGCCCACAGUGCCCCAAAUGCUUCAGUCAGUCAAGUCACUUGACCACACACAUGCGCGUGCACACGGGAGAGAAGCCAUAUCAAUGUCCUAAGUGUCCAAAGACAUUUGGACAGUCGAGCCACCUGACGUUGCACCUGCGCAUUCACAACGGUGAGAAACCAUUUCAAUGUCGCUUCUGUAGCAAAGGAUUUUCUCAUUCGUCAGCUCUGAGUACUCACAUGAGAACCCAUACAGGUGAAAAACCCUUCCAGUGUCCAAACUGCCCAAAGAAGUUUUGUCAGUCCAGUCAUCUCAAAAUUCAUGUACGGACGCAUACUGGAGAAAGACCUUUUCAAUGUCCACACUGUCAGAAAUGUUUUCGACAAUCUUGUUACCUUACUAAGCAUGUGCGGGGCCACUUAAAAACCGAACAAAGUGUUUGAUAACUAAGAUAUAUAUUUCAUGUAGAAAACUGUAAACAAUGAUUGAGUAAAGCAACUUAAAACAUUU
Messenger RNA from Stylophora pistillata, 1428 nucleotides. RefSeq lists its product as uncharacterized. The record is from RefSeq and is a predicted model, not a curated record. Gene Ontology annotation, molecular function: DNA-binding transcription factor activity, RNA polymerase II-specific; RNA polymerase II cis-regulatory region sequence-specific DNA binding. NCBI's taxonomy places the organism in Eukaryota, Metazoa, Cnidaria, Anthozoa, Scleractinia, Pocilloporidae. Gene Ontology annotation, biological process: regulation of transcription by RNA polymerase II.